Molecule: messenger RNA, 501 nt
Organism: Didymodactylos carnosus
Lineage: Eukaryota; Metazoa; Rotifera; Eurotatoria; Philodinida; Philodinidae
Source: the annotation of a GenBank genome assembly
AUGCUUAGGUGGUUUGGAUUCGUCCGUGAGCUCAUUGUGCCAAAUGGCACUGUCAAUGAUGAUCGCGACACGGGAGGUGGGGUCGUGAAUGAAACGGAGAUGCGAGGCAGCCAUAUCAAUCCAAUCGACAAAGUGUUCCGAAUUCAUCGAAUGAUCGGUGUCGCAAGUAAAUAUGUCGACCGAUUCUUUGUGAAAUGCACUCUCUCUCAUCGUGAUAGUAGAGAUGAGCACCGUCCUCGCGCAGAUCAUCAAUGUGGCGAAAGUAGGCGGCUCGUUGCGCAACAAACGAUAUCCCUUCAAGAGGCACGGCCACCUUACUUGUCCGUUGGUAGACAAAGCCAAGGCUUCUCAAAUGGCGCCACAGACUCGUCUCAGAUUGGACUGGAAAGUCAGGAUGUUCAUCGUGAAUAUACGCAAGCAAAGUGGCAAUCAUCGGAUAUUUCUUUUCGGCGAGAAGAAGAUGAACGUGAUAUCGAAUCGUGUCUUCGGCUAGCUCGCUGA